Ornithodoros turicata is the source of this 2069-nucleotide messenger RNA. RefSeq names its product asparagine synthetase domain-containing protein 1-like. The coding region runs from base 125 to 1966 and encodes 613 amino acids. The record is from RefSeq and is a predicted model, not a curated record. Gene Ontology annotation, molecular function: asparagine synthase (glutamine-hydrolyzing) activity. The transcript has 14 exons. NCBI's taxonomy places the organism in Eukaryota, Metazoa, Arthropoda, Arachnida, Ixodida, Argasidae.
UUGAAGGGCAAUGUGAGCAGCCGUGAGCCGUCGUCAGCCGUAGCAAAGCAUGUGAGAUGUGAUAUGAGGAUUAUUGCCGUUUUAAAAACAAGGACCGCGCCUGAUAUCAGUUUGGGGAACCUCUAUGAAAAUGUGCGGAAUCGGGUUAUGUGUGAAGAUAUUUUGUGUGGGAGCCCCAACAGAUUCUACGGCAAGUCUGAAUGCAGACACGGUGAAACUUCUAAAAAGACGUGGCCCAGACAGCUGCACCAUAGAGGAGGUGAAAAUGGAAGACGGUACGACGAUGACCCUUCUGGCAGCUGUGCUGGGCUUACGAGGCCGAAAAUUAACUACACAACCCGUUAAAGAUGAAAUGGGGAACAUGCUCGCAUGGAACGGUGAAAUCUUCGGCGGUGUUAAGAUCACAGAGAAUGAGUGUGACACUACGUUUUUGCUGAACACGCUGUCUCGGUGCUCCAGCGAAUCGGAACUUCUGAACUCUAUUUCUAGCAUUGAAGGUCCAUGGGCUUUAGCUUACUUCAAGAGAAAUGAACAACAGCUCUGGUUUGGGCGUGAUGUUUUUGGAAGAAGGAGCCUACUCUUUCAAAACUCGGGAACUGGAAUAACGCUAGUUUCUGCAGUAGCCGCAAAAUCACGAGAGAUGUGGACUGAGCUUCCAGCAAAUGGUAUCUACUGCUUGGACUUGAAAGCAAGUUCCGAAGCCGGAUGUCUCUGCGUGCGCUUCUUCCCGUGGAGUCGGCAGCCAUCGGGUUCUCCUUUUGACCCCGCAACGUGGCAGCAGACGCUUCUUCGGGAGACCCUUGCCUGUGCAGUGGACCCCUGGCUACCCACUCCCUUGAAUGUCACUUUGCCUGAUGGGACAUGCCCUGAAAUGCCUCCUGUAGGACGGCCCUUCUUUCGGAGGGUUCUUCGGGAACAUCCAGAGUUUACAGAGUCCGUGUCGCAGUUCGAACGUGUCCUUACUGAGGCUGUGCGUGUCCGCCUGGCAAACCAUCAGAUGGUGUGCAGAGCAUGUAUCCCAAAGCAGCGAUAUGCACCUAUUGAGUCGCAGGAGUGCACACAUUCUGCUGUUGCAGUUUUGUUUUCCGGAGGACUGGAUUCCAUGGUUAUUGCAGCCCUCUGUGCAAAGAUCUUGCCAAAGAAAUGUCCAGUAGACCUCUUAAACGUGGCCUUCCAGCACCAAGUGCAUAUGAUUGACAGCCGGACGAAAACAAAGAAAUGGUUCACAUCCUACGAGGCACCUGACAGGCUUAGUGGCCGUUUGGGCUUGGAUGAAUUGCAGAAGGCUUAUCCAGACCGGAAGUGGAAUUUCAUAGAGAUCAAUGUUAACAAGGAGGAGCUCCAGAAAGAAAGGACCGUGCACAUAAAAAAGCUAAUCUACCCACUGAACACGGUUUUAGACGACAGCCUCGGUUGUGCUCUUUGGUUUGCAGCAAGGGGAAGAGGGAAGAUUAUUGGAACUGAAGCGGAAGAAUAUGAAUGCCCUGCAAGGGUUGUCUUAUUAGGCAUGGGUGCCGAUGAACAACUAGGCGGUUACUCGAGGCAUGUGCUCAAAUACAAAAACUUUGGCUGGCAAGGACUUGUGGAUGAAAUAACGAUGGAGCUGAAUAGGAUAUCGUCUCGCAACAUGGGACGUGAUGACAGGAUAGUGUCAGAUCAUGGUCGCGAGCCAAGGUUUCCAUUCCUGGACAAGAACGUCGUCAACUUCCUCAACAAAAUCCCCAUCUGGAUGAAGGUGAACCCCCAUCUACCAAGAGGCAUAGGCGAUAAAAUCUUGCUACGUCUGGUGGCAUUCCACCUAGGACUGGAAGAAACUGCUUGCAGGCCCAAACGAGCAAUGCAGUUUGGUUCUAGAAUUGUUCAUGCAGAAGAAGACCGUGCCAGAGGUUCCGAUGUUUGCAAGAAGCUCCAAGACCUGGACCUCGGCUCUGUUCCUGAGAGCGAGGUGGCCUUCUGGAAAUCGUGAGCAAAAUUCCUUUGCCAUUCACACAGUGUUCCAGAAGAUGGGCUGAACUGGCACUGAUGUAUAGAAAAAAAAUUCGUUGUACAUAAUAAAAGGUGCCUGUAUC